Messenger RNA from Gracilinanus agilis (Agile Gracile Mouse Opossum), 222 nucleotides. RefSeq names its product NADH dehydrogenase [ubiquinone] 1 alpha subcomplex subunit 1-like. The record is from RefSeq and is a predicted model, not a curated record. The coding region runs from base 1 to 222 and encodes 73 amino acids. The transcript has a single exon. NCBI's taxonomy places the organism in Eukaryota, Metazoa, Chordata, Mammalia, Didelphimorphia, Didelphidae.
AUGUGGUUUGAAAUUCUGCCUGGACUGGUCAUUAUGGGCGGUUGCCUGAUGAUCCCGGGGAUUAGCACCAUUAUCAUCCAAAAGUACUGCAAUGGGGGCAAGGAGAAGAGAAUUGCCCGCAACCAUUACCAGUGGAGUGUAAUGGAAAGGGACAGGCGGCUCUCUGGAACUAAUCUUUAUUAUGAAUCGAAGGGGUUGGAGAACUUCAUCAAGGAGGAAUGA